GAAAUUUGAACUUGUACGACUACCUUCACCUUCAAGACUUUUUUGUCACUUCGCCAGGUCACGGCCGUGGAAGGAAAUUAAUUGUCCUUAUCUCCUCACCCUCUUCUCCCUCCAAUACUAAUUAGUGAUCAUCAUUGUUUGUUUUCGAGGGCCAGCAGUUAGUUUGACUCUACUUCCGUCAUGUCCACUUCCGUCGCAACCACACGAGCCACGUUUGUCAUUUACCAAGACGAACCCUCCACUUCAGCUCCACCAAAGCUCAAGUCCACCGCCUCCGCUCCCUCGGUACUCCGUUUGUCGAGUGGUAGCGCUAGUCGUAGCACGCUCAUCUCCAUCCCCACAGCAAGUGACAAGGAGAAUGUCGACCCCUUAACUGGUCGUCGUCCAUGUCUCGAAGACACCCUGGCCAAGAAACGCAAACCUACACCCGGAAACGUCCUUGCGACCAAGAUACUCAUCUCCAGCAGCAAAGUACUCAAAGAUACCAUACCGGAGCCUAAGAAACGCAAAAUUCUCUGCUCAUCCAAUUCAAAGUCCAAUUCCUCGUCGGAGAGAAAGGAGCGGAAACCGCUCGUUUCUAGGAGAGAACGUGCUCAAGGGUCCAGUCGAGCUCAGAAAGUAGCAGAACUUCCCAAGGUUGCGGAAGAAGAAGAGGAAGCUAUCACUGUUGAGCCUGGGAUGGCGGAUGAGAAAACGCAGGAGCGGAAUGAAGACAAGGUGAAAGAUGAAGAAGGGCGUGUAGCUCAGGCUCUGGUGGAUGCUCGGUGUUACGAGCUCACCGUCCUGCCACUUGCGGAUGUCUCGAGAGCUUAUUGCCAAAGCUCGGACUCGUCGUCAAUAGAUGACGAAAUUGUUGCGGCAGGCGAGAAGUUGAAAACGUUGUUAACGGAGGAUACCACUUCAACUACUCAGGAACAAUUGGCCCAGAAGGGCACCCUCGAAAAGGCUCCUUCUAAGUCCCCCGAAACCCCUUCGAAACGUUCCUUUCCAUCCAAUCCUGCAGCUCCUGCCUUCUCCACACCAGAACGCAUGCGAAUCUACUCUGCCUUCACGUUCUCCUCGCCUUCCUUAGCUGGAAGGCGUUAUGCUGUGAGUAGAGGGUCUGGUGUUGACUCGAGAUUCUCGGACUUGGAGUUCAAACUAUAACGUCUCGUGAAUUGCAUAUGUUGCAUUGUACACCCGCAAACUCCCUUUGUCGUUUUCAAAUUUCUCUGUCUCUCUUCCCUGCUUUUCUCUUUUCUACUAACGUGUUGUUGUUUGAAUGAUGUUGUUCUCUCUAUCGUGAUCUCACAUGACAAGGACGUUCUCCUUGCAUACCUUUCUUCCACACGUUAUGAUUCUAUUAU
Messenger RNA from Somion occarium, 1346 nucleotides. NCBI's taxonomy places the organism in Eukaryota, Fungi, Basidiomycota, Agaricomycetes, Polyporales, Cerrenaceae. The record is from the annotation of a GenBank genome assembly.